Messenger RNA from Leishmania mexicana MHOM/GT/2001/U1103, 1116 nucleotides. RefSeq lists its product as hypothetical. The transcript has a single exon. The record is from RefSeq and is a predicted model, not a curated record. The coding region runs from base 1 to 1116 and encodes 371 amino acids. Lineage: Eukaryota; Euglenozoa; Kinetoplastea; Trypanosomatida; Trypanosomatidae.
AUGUGGACCACGAGCGUGGCACUCGUGAGCAAGCGCUCCAUGAAGUAUCAAACCAAGCUACGUCACCGAUUUCGAAACCCGUCCGUGCUUCCGCUAAAGCAGACAAAAGCGCAGCGUGACGAGACCAUUCGCUCCGUACUGCAGGUGCGCAACAUCAACCCCGCCAACCAGUCGUCGUACCGUUAUGUCGAGCAGCGCCUCUACUCGACCGGGUCUCGACUCGAUCGCGAAGGAGUGAAGCUGAAUACAACGUACGCUCUUCAAGGCCUUGGCGACUUGGAACCUCUGCGCAACAGCAAGAGCUUCGGCUUUUCGGAGCGCGAGGCACUCAAGUACGACUCGCUGCAGCAAGCAGCCAAGUACGAGGCUCCUCCCGUGCCCUUCACGCCGCUGGCGGCGCGCAAGCUCGCCGAGGGAAAGCUGUGGCCUAGCGCGCCUGAGCCAGAUGGGAUGCUAAGCAGGGAGGUUCGCUAUCUGCGUCACCGCGCAAACAUGUCCCCGUCCGCGCAGACCUUCUCGGAUAAGAUCGCCUAUCAUCUUAGGCGCUCCCUCAAAGCUUGUCCUGCCCACAUCGCCGAGCAGAUGGACUUUGCGCAGCUGAUCAUCGAGGAGGUGAUCGCGUCACGCCGCUCCAAGUCGGUGUACAUUGUGUGGGCCACCGUUGACCCGGCCGCGCGCUUUGCGAUGGAGCCGCAACUGCACCGCCUCAAUCACUGGGUGCAGCGGCUCAUUAUGGAGCGCGUCCGAACCCGGCCAAACAUUCCGCAGAUUGCAUGGAUCUGUAACGGUGGCCGGCUGGAGCGCGAGCUGCCGCGUGAGCUGAAGGAGGAGAUGCAGGCGUACGCCAGCGACAACUCGUCGACGCUGGAGAUGCGGGUGAGGUAUCUGAAGGAGAUGGACACGGUGAACCAGCGCAUGCGCAACAUCCCAUGGUUUAUGCCGUACCUCUGGAGCAAAGAGGAAAAGGCUGGCAAGACGCGGCGGAUGCGCAAGGACUUGGAGGAAUAUGAGCAACGAUGCCUGGCUGCGAAGAAGGAUCAGCGGGAAUCGGAGCGGGACAUGAGCGGACGAAGCGUGGCCCCGCAGAUUGGCGCGCCUCCUGCGUACGUCCGCUAA